Molecule: messenger RNA, 666 nt
Organism: Acytostelium subglobosum LB1
Lineage: Eukaryota; Evosea; Eumycetozoa; Acytosteliales; Acytosteliaceae
Exons: 1
Coding region: 1-666 (221 amino acids)
Molecular function (GO): zinc ion binding
Source: RefSeq, a predicted model, not a curated record
AUGACGACAGGACACGAGAGCUAUGAAUAUGACAUGUGCGAGUCUCACAACAAGCGGAGGGAGUUCAUAUGUCUAGAUUGUAAUGAGUUGGUCUGCAAGCUGUGUCUGAGUGCUUCGCAUAAGAAACAUGAUGUUGAGAGCGCAGAUCACAUCAGGGAAUUGGCAGAACAACGUCAGUACAAUGAUGUCACUGUGGCCAGGUUGAGACUACUCUGGAGCACUCUUCAAAGAUUGGCAACAACACAUAAGAGUCUGAAAGAUACAUCCAAGUCUGUGACCGAGUCAUUCAAACUAUUUCACCAGAUGCUCAUUGCCGAGGAGCACAGAUCCAAUGCGCCAAUCAUUGACCGACUACAACAGACUACAACGAGCAUACGAGACAUUGUCAAGGAGAUCAAGAGCAUCAACAACCUGUUCAGACCGUCAACCGAGGAUAACACACUGUACAACGACAGUUAUGCCGACGGCAGCGAGGAGGAUGACAUGGUUCAUACGAUCGCCUCUUGCUCAUCGAUGGAUCAGUAUAUUGAGAGGUCAUUCCCGGCUCCAUCAUCAGGCCAGUCUGUUGCUGUGGAUGGCUUGAUUGCGUCGAGCUCAGACACUCAAGUGUUGACAAUGAUGCAGAACAUCCUCUCCUUCGAUGUUGAAGGUGUCCACGCGAGAUAG